Messenger RNA from Carlito syrichta (Philippine tarsier), 2122 nucleotides. RefSeq names its product cytochrome c-type heme lyase. The record is from RefSeq and is a predicted model, not a curated record. Gene Ontology annotation, biological process: cytochrome c-heme linkage. Gene Ontology annotation, cellular component: mitochondrion. The transcript is spliced from 6 exons. Gene Ontology annotation, molecular function: holocytochrome-c synthase activity. Lineage: Eukaryota; Metazoa; Chordata; Mammalia; Primates; Tarsiidae. The coding region runs from base 1 to 819 and encodes 272 amino acids.
AUGGGUCUGUCUCCAUCGACUCCUGCUGUUGCAGUUCAAACCUCAAAUGCUUCAGAUCAUCGGACAGCAUCUCCGCCUUCAGGAUGCCCAAUGCAUGAAAAGAAAAUGAAAGGCUGUCCAGUGAGUGCAGAACCAUCUGGCCAAACCUGUGAUAGCAAAACACAUUCUGUACCUGCCCACCAGGAACGUGCCUAUGAGUAUGUGGAGUGUCCCAUCAAGGGCACUGCAACUGAGAAUAAGGAGAACCUGAAUCCUUCAAAUCUGAUGCCACCACCCAAUCAAAUACCAGCUCCAGAUCAGCCAUUUGCAUUGUCUACUGUCAGAGAGGAGUCAUCUAUUCCAAGAGCAGAUUCAGAGAAAAAGUGGGUUUAUCCUUCUGAGCAGAUGUUCUGGAAUGCAAUGUUAAGGAAAGGGUGGAAGUGGAAGGAUGAGGAUAUCAGUCAGAAAGAUAUGUAUAAUAUCAUUAGAAUUCACAAUCAGAAUAACGAGCAGGCUUGGAAGGAGAUUUUAAAAUGGGAAGCCCUUCAUGCUGCAGAGUGUCCUUGUGGUCCAUCAUUAAUCCGGUUUGGAGGGAAAGCGAAAGAGUAUUCACCAAGAGCAAGAAUUCGUUCCUGGAUGGGGUAUGAGUUGCCUUUUGAUAGGCACGAUUGGAUCAUCAACCGUUGUGGGACAGAAGUUAGAUACGUGAUUGAUUACUAUGAUGGUGGUGAGGUCAACAAGGACUACCAGUUCACCAUCCUGGACGUCCGUCCAGCCUUGGAUUCGCUUUCAGCAGUAUGGGACAGAAUGAAGGUCGCUUGGUGGCGCUGGACCUCGUAACCACUGUUUUGUUUGAGAUGGAAAAAUAUGAACUAUUUUUUCUGAGAUACAUUAAACUAUUUUCCCCAAACUGAAUGUCACUCAUGAUGUAAUGGGAACUCAAGUGGGAAAUCACACUUCAUCCUUCACUUAGAGAAGGAUACUAUGCACUGUUCACUUUUGAGUCACAUUGUACUUUGCAGUUCAUAGCAGAUCAUUUGAUGUUUUUGUCCCACUUACUGUAAGUGGGAAGCAGUCCUUCAGUCUGUCUUAUAACUGCAAUAUUGCCUGUAUAUUUCAUCUAGAAAAGUCUGAACAACCUCUGAAAAAGAACUUUUAAAAAAGUGGCACAAGCUGCUUUUUCCUUAACUGUUUUCUCAGGAAUACUUGAGAUAUAAAACCUGAAAGUCCGCAGUGAUGCCCAGGAGCUUUCACUGGUUCACAUAUUUUCACUAAACGGUUCAUUUUAAAUGAGAGUUAUUUAUGCUUUUUAAAAAGUUACUAGUAUUUCUAAAGUCCCUACAAUAUAAUUGUGAUUCUGAACCAAAUGCAAAGGUGCACACUGAAAAGACACUUAGCAAAGCCAGGGUGUGUCUUGGCUCUCCAAAUUUGCACUUACAUGAUGUUUUUCAGACUGAGCUUUGUAGAGUAGUUUCAACUGCACCGUGACUUGAUGAUGCACGAGCUUUGGAACAAAACUUUUAAAAUAUUUACCUUUUAACUCUUGCUCUGAUAUGUAAUUCUGCUCCCAGGAGACAGGUCUCACUGACCCUGGCGUUUGACAAGUUAUCCCAACUUUGAGUCUCAUUUCUUCUGUCACUGGGAGCCUCCCCCCCCCCCAAAUUGGCUUACUCCAGACCUUAAGAGCCUGACUCAAGUCACAGUGCCAGUGAUGACUCUCUCUAAAACAUAAUUAUAUGUGGCUGAGUGUUAACAUUCACAAGAUGAGUAUUUUUCUCAGAUGUGGACUGUUUGCAUCAACUCACUGUUUCAGUUUUAAUUUUUUGUUUUAAUGAAGCUAAGUUUGCCGUUGAAAUUCUUUGUACUGGUAAUCUAUACAUUGGUUGUUCUCGUUAUAGCAGCAUGUUACAAAUGACUUGUUUUUUUUAAAGAGUUGAUAAUAUUAAAUCUUUGAAUUUAUCCUGAGUACUGUAGCGUUAAAUUAGUGAACCAGAUUGGCUAUCUGAGGGAUUAAUCUGGUAUGGAUUUCUUUGUUAUUGUUAUGUCAGUUUUGUGUGGAGUUUAAAAAAUCCAACAACUUUAAACUCUACAUUUCAAAAUAUGUGCAAUUUUAAAAUAAAGCUGAUAACAGGUUUUGAAAAUC